Molecule: messenger RNA, 6048 nt
Organism: Maylandia zebra (zebra mbuna)
Lineage: Eukaryota; Metazoa; Chordata; Actinopteri; Cichliformes; Cichlidae
Product: A-type voltage-gated potassium channel KCND3
Biological process (GO): action potential; protein homooligomerization; potassium ion export across plasma membrane
Cellular component (GO): neuronal cell body; dendritic spine; voltage-gated potassium channel complex
Molecular function (GO): A-type (transient outward) potassium channel activity; protein binding
Source: RefSeq, a predicted model, not a curated record
CUCCUCUCCAUCACAUUUCACUUUUUCAAACAGUGACGGGGAAUCAAAGAAGGCAGGAUGUAGAAUCCGUCAGACACAGACCGUUUCUUCAGAGUCUUGCGGUUAAUUCUGCUGCUUUCAGUUUUUUCGCUCUGCUCGGUGCGGGAGUCUGCCGAUCGACCGAGGUGAAGAAGAGAGGUGUUGCUCGCUGCCUCAGCUCGCUGGAUGGAUCCGAGCUCAUCCUUUCUCACUUACAACUGAGGACUCGGUUUGGAAGAGUUGGGAUUUUGUUCCCUCCUCCACUCCAUCUCCUUUUCUAUGCCAGAUCAUUUUCAGGGCAGUUAAGUCUGAAGGUGUGGAAGACUUUGCUUCACAAUGGCAACAGGAGUAGCAGCGUGGCUCCCCUUUGCCAGGGCUGCAGCAAUUGGCUGGAUGCCUGUGGCCAACUGCCCCAUGCCUAUCGCGCCAAGAGACAACAGCAAGAAACAAGAUGAACUUAUCAUCCUCAAUGUCAGCGGCCGUCGUUUUCAGACCUGGAGAACAACAUUGGACCGCUACCCAGACACCCUACUGGGCAGUUCUGAGAAAGAUUUCUUUUACAACGAGGAAACCAAGGAGUACUUUUUCGACCGGGACCCUGACGCCUUCAGAAGCAUUCUCAACUUUUACCGAACGGGAAAGCUCCAUUAUCCUCGUCACGAGUGCAUCUCGGCCUAUGAUGAGGAGCUGACUUUCUUUGGCAUCAUACCUGAGAUCAUCGGUGACUGCUGCUAUGAAGAAUACAAGGACAGAAAGAGGGAGAACUUAGAGCGGCUGCAGGAUGAUCAGGAAGAGAAUAUGGACCUGAAGAUGCCCAACAUGAACUUCAGAGAGACCAUGUGGCGCGCCUUUGAAAACCCCCACACCUCCACCAUGGCCCUGGUCUUUUACUAUGUCACUGGGUUCUUCAUUGCUGUCUCGGUCAUUACGAAUGUGGUGGAGACCGUGCCCUGUGGUGCUACUGCCAAUCAGAAAGACAUGCCAUGUGGCGAACGCUACACUGUUGCGUUCUUCUGCAUGGACACCGCCUGUGUUAUGAUUUUCACCGUGGAGUAUCUGUUGCGCUUGUUUGCCGCACCUAGUCGUUACCGCUUCAUGCGCUCUGUGAUGAGCAUCAUCGACGUGGUGGCUAUCUUGCCAUAUUAUAUUGGUCUAGUGAUGACCAACAACGAGGAUGUCAGCGGCGCCUUCGUGACACUGCGUGUGUUUCGAGUGUUUCGUAUCUUCAAGUUCUCCCGCCACUCGCAAGGCCUGCGGAUCCUGGGUUAUACACUCAAGAGCUGCGCUUCGGAGCUGGGCUUCCUCCUCUUCUCACUCACCAUGGCCAUCAUCAUCUUUGCCACGGUCAUGUUUUAUGCAGAGAAGGGCUCCAGCUCCAGCAAGUUCACCAGCAUCCCAGCUUCAUUCUGGUACACUAUUGUCACCAUGACGACGCUGGGGUAUGGGGACAUGGUGCCAAAGACAAUUGCUGGAAAGAUCUUUGGCUCCAUCUGCUCCCUGAGUGGCGUCCUGGUGAUCGCUCUGCCCGUCCCUGUCAUUGUCUCCAACUUCAGCCGCAUCUACCACCAGAACCAGAGAGCAGAUAAACGGCGUGCUCAGAAGGUACAAAAAGCCAGACUGGCCAGGAUAAGAAUAGCCAAGUCCGGCAGCGCCAACGCCUUCCUUCAGAGCAAACGCAACGGACUUCUCAACGAACUGCUGGAGCUGACGGGUACAGAAGAGGAUGAGCAGAAGCUGACCCAGAAGUCCAUCUCUCUGUUAGAGAGCCAACACCACCACCUACUGCACUGUCUGGAGAAAACAACAGCUCACGAGUUUGUGGACGAGCAGAUAUACGAGCAGAACUGUUUGGAAACGGCUCUGCAGACCUAUCCCUCACGCAGUCCCUCUGUAUCCAGCCAUGACAGCUCCACACGUACCUGUUGUAGUCGAAAGAGAAAGAGAAAUGUUCCUCUGCCUAACACCAGCCUGCCCACCACCCAUUCAACACACCAGGGCCCGCUGCAGGAGCUCAGUGCCAUCCACAUACAGUGUGGUGACCCACUGUCCCACACCGCCAGCCGCUCCAACCUCAACCUUAAAACUGACGAGAGCAGCAGGAUCAACUGCAAAAGUGGCCGGAUCACCACAGCCAUCAUCAGCCUCCCAACACCCCCUGCUUUAACCCCUGAUGGAGACGGGUUCCACGGGCCCCCACAGCGGAGGCCGCCCCAACCUCCAAGUCACCCACCACCCUUGAGCAUUCAGACCACAACAAGUUCAGCUGGCGCCAACAUCGUCAAAGUCUCGGCUCUGUGACUGUGUGGCUGAAAGAUGUAACUCACCCCACCAGGGGGAAGAAAAGCAGAGGAGGAGGAAGCAGGUAACACUACAUUCAUGGACGUACCGUGUUCCCUAAUACAGGGUCAGUGAGAAGAGAGGUGUACUCCAGAGGACUCACCAGUUAUGGAGACAUUAUUGAGGUAGAGGACUGUAGAUAUGUGACCUGAGAAUCACGCUCGUGUCAUGUCGUGUAUGUACUGUAGAUACGAUGAGAGCUGCUGCAUUUCUAAACGUUUCCUACAGCAGUGGAGAUGGUGGAAAAUAACUGAUGAUAUUGUGCAACUGGCAGAAACAUCAACAAACCCUGUUGACCAUCACAAAUUCACAGUAAAUUUGACGUGAAUUCACAGUGAAAAAGAAGAUUUGUUGGAUUAAAUACUGAAGAACAAAGCUGUUGAAUCUGAUUGGUCAUGUUUGUGUUAUGUGAUUGUCUAUAGUAUUUUGAGAAACAUAAACUGUUUUAGUUUAAAGUCGCCAUGCCUGAUGCUGCUAAUAUCAUCCCUGAAAUGUGUAUUUCAUUUGUUGCAGACUGGAAACAGCGUUUCUUUGUUUUCGUUGGAUAAUUGUAUCGAUACAUUAUGUUGAUUCCUCAAACCAAACUGUGAUUUUAGUUGUAUUUGAAAAAUCCCACUGAAUGUGGACUGAAGGCUGACGGUCGUCGUACUGCAUUGAAACAGAGCAGUGGUUCUCAGCCUUGAGCUGACCGGAGAAUUACUAUAAAGCAAAUGUGUAAUUUAAUGUUGAAGGAUGAGGUUACAGUACAUCCCAUGAAAAGACCAAAACCAACCACUUGAUUAGCUGAAAUUCAUUCAUCCUAGUCUUAACUGUUUGUGUUACAAAAACACAGGAAAAUAACUUGUUUUAAAUAAUUUUCUCCUGCAGAUUAAUAUAUGUGUUGCAGUAGUUUGUACAGCAGAAGGACAAUGUACAUGAGGGUUCUGACAUGUUAAUGUAAAGAAGAAACAAGCCAUGCAGUGAAACAGUGAUAAUAAUAAAAGGUAUAUAACAUUGCAUAUUUUGGGAGGGGAAAUACUACAACAUUUGGUUUCAGUACAACAGCAAGUGUUAGUAAGGCCAGGAUACUGAAUAACAUGAUUGUAUCGACAGUGUCCCAGAAUGAAGUAUCGUUUAUGGCUCAGUCACACUACAGUAAAACUGUUGCAUUCAGCAACCGAUUGCAGGUAGUUUCAAAAACUAACUGGGUGCCCAAUUUUGAUCCUAAGGUGAUUUUGUAGGUUACCUGCUCCGUGGCAGCCUGUGUCCAAACAGUCUGACUCAAACUGACUCCAGUCACUCUCAGACAGACUGGUUAAAGCUUGCAAAUAAUUGCCGUCUAAUUUAUAAAUGUAGACAGAUUGCCAACAAGUAGCAAUCAAUCUGAGUCAGUCUGUGCAGGACUCAUCUGUGCCUCAUCUCUUUGCAGUUGAUUUUAACACAAAUUGUUGCCAACUGCUUGUAUUCCUAAAUAAAAGCAAAGCUGCAUCUAUAUCAUUUCGCUGUCUUGCAGCAACCAUCACAUCGCUAUUUGUGGAGAAAUUUCUGUUUUGAGUCUAUGAGGUUGUAACUGGACUCUGAAUGUAAGUAGUUCAUUUAAAUUUCUGUUGAGUGUAAAUUUCUGUGUAUGUAGAUAGCAACAGAUUUGCAACAGACAGCAACAGAUUCACAAUUUGCCAACUGGAGCCCCUUCUGUCACAAACUGACAGCAAACUGAAGACAGCAACUGGGGUUGCAGACCUGGUCCCCAUCUUUGAAAAAGCCAUUUUGAAGGAAGCAAGAUUCCAAGUCAACUGCACACUCUCACAAUAUCUUUGGUGUCAUGCUCUCCAAGCACUCUUUCCUGGUGUGACUGUAGCAAUUUCCGAUCUUAAUAACACCACAAUUUAAUUUCAAAUAUCAAAAAUUAUUUUCAAUUUUUUUUUCACAACUUAAGAUUGGAAAUCGUUGUGUUUGCACAGAUUCACUUUGAUCGUCUCUUGAUUUGCCAUUGGCAACAUUGGGGAAACUUUACAGAUCAAAUUAGGUCACAUACAUGGCAUGAAUUGAUAGGAUGUUUACAUUUAAAUAGCCAUCAUAAAAAAAUCUUAAUUUUUUGUAACUAAAAAAUAAGGUUAAACUUUAUUUAUUAUAAAAUACCUCUCACAGAACACCUGUAGUACCUACUGUGGGUACAAGUGGGCUGCAGCCCAGACUUUGAGAAUUACUGAGCUAGGUUAAAUUCAUUGUUACAUUGUUGCCAUCUUAUGGAACAGAAACAGAGAAUAUUGCCGGGCUUAUCCUGACAAACAACCUACAAAAUUCAUAUUAAAAAAUAAAUUGUGGUUAAGUGCUUGUAUGAAUUUGAUAGCGCACUGACGCUUUAUGCCCACUGUGCUGCUGCCACUCACGUUGAAGGUUGAGCAGGACACUGAAAUGGAAAAUAAUACUGUGCAUGUUCAUCAUGAAUGUUUGGGUAUUGAAUGCCAUGAAGGUUGAGCACCACUCGACCUGGACAAUUACAGGACGUAACGUAUUCGUGUUCGGUUCGGCAUUAUAAAACUAAAACUAAAACGAAAUCCGCUGAAUAUUUGAAAAUAUUUUAAGUGUAGAUAAAAUACCCAGAGCUAAAAAAUUAUUUGUUUUUUCAGGUAUUCUGUCUUACCUUAAAAAUUUUAGUUGAUUUUUUAUUUUUUACUUUCUUUUUGACAUAUUUGUAAUGUUUUCAGUGAUUUCCACCUUAAACAUGUUUUUUUUUUCUUACAUUAAAUGUGUUUAUCUUGAAAGCCAGUUAAACCAAUAUUAUACCAGCUUCUGAGCAGGAUAAACAGCACAUGUGAGUGACCCUGGAGUUGGCAUAGUUUUGUCAAACUGCUGUUUUUAAGGUCAAAAACAAACUCAUUCUAAAGAAUAUGCAGCUAAUAAUUCGGUCAGUCUCAGAGAUGCUCACAGGAUGGCAGCAGAGAUACUUUCUAACAUUAAAUCAAAAUGAGCUGAGCCCCGUAGGACUGAUUUCUGGCCUUACUCCUCACUGGAUUAUCAUUUCUAGACCUACUUGCUGCACACUGUUGCACAUUUGAAGUCGGUAGAUGCGUGUUUGGAAUAGUUUGUGCCAAGUGUGCUAUAGUUAUCUGUAUCAAUUAUACAAUGUGUUUAUUUUUCUCUUGGUUUUGUUUGUUAACGUGGAACCUGAGGGACCAAGUGAGGUCUUUUUUUGCUGUACUGGUAUUUUUUGUGUUGCAUUUCUGUAUUUUGUCACGUUUUAACAACGAGGUGAAAGUAUUGUGUGAAAAUGGUCACUUUUCUGUCCUUUGUAAGAACAACAAAGUAGUGGUAUUAUUUAUGCUGCUUUACAAAAACAAACCCUUUAGACACUUUUUGUCUCGUUAUUGUUGGAAAUAUUGAGCAUCUGCCCGGCCGUGGUGUUCAUAAGCUGGAUUUUGGUUACCAUUAAAACAGUAUUUACAUAUUAAGGCUUUUUUGCAGCUUCAUAGACCACGUUCACCUUUUUUAAAAAUGUAUAUUAAGAGAAAUCACCUUUCUCACACCAGAGUGACUCAUAUAUGAAGAUUUUUGUUGUGAUUAUCUGAUGGACUUUACUUCAAAGGCGUCGUUGAGGUCUGUUCUAAAAGUCUUGGCAUUGCUGUUUGUGUUGUUUCUUAUUCUUUUUAUUUUUUGAACUGAGCUUUUUCUGUCUGUUUGCUGUGUGUACGGUAUUCUGUCAGUUUGUUUGUU